CUAUAUAUUUUUUUAUUCUUUUCUGUGAACUGAGACCAAGGUUCCAACGAAAAGAACUCCAAAAUCUAAGACGAUAUUAUUCCUUUUUUCCUUUUCUUUCCUUUCUAUCGUUUUACUCAUUCCACCAUUAACAUUCUAUUUUGUUGUUUCGUUACUUGUUUAGAAAAUUCCAUAGAUAUUUAGAUUAGUAUAAAUAUAUCAAUUACAAUCAUUUAACUCUUCUAUUAUUUUUUGGGAUUUUUAUUUUUUUUUUCUAUGAACAUCCAUCAAUCCAUAUUCUUGUUUUCCUUCUUUUUUUGCUUUAUUAGUAAAUCAUUAUCACAACCUACAUCAUGGUCUUUCCAAAAUUGGCAAUCUUAUUCAAAAGAUGUCCCUUCUAGUAAUCCUAGGUGGAAAUCCGAAUGGAAAAUCCCUGAUCAAGGUGGUUGGUCAUGGCCAUGGCAAGAAGAAAAUAUCAAUUAUUCUAUUGUCAAUGAUCCUUCUCGGUCCAGUCAAGAGAAAGGUAUACUUCAAGUUACAUAUCCUGCUCAUUCAAUGAAUCCAAAUACUUUUCCACAAGGUGGUAUUGGCUUUUAUGCUCGUCCUCUGUCUUUAUCUAGACCAGCAGCUUCACUUGAUUUCUCUUACAAGGUUUAUUUCCCGAAAAACUUUGAUUUUGUCAAAGGUGGUAAACUUCCUGGAUUAUUUGGUGGUCAUGAACAAUGUUCGGAUGGAACAAAAUCUUCUACAUGUUUUUCAACACGAUUCAUGUGGCGUGAAAAUGGAAAAGGGGAAAUCUACGCUUAUAUUCCAUCUCGAUUACAAACAAAACAUCUUUGUCAAACCAAUGGAAAUAUUUGCAAUUCAGCUUACGGUUAUAGUUUAGGUAGAGGAAGCUGGACUUUCAAGACAAAUGCCUGGAAUACUGUACGACAAGUCAUCACAUUGAAUACACUUGGUAAACAAGAUGGUGAUAUUACUAUCUAUAUCAAUGGAAAUCAAGUCUAUAAACAAUCCAACUUGGUUUAUCGAACAUCAGCAACAAAUAACGAAUUUGGUAUCGUAUUUGAUACCUUCUUUGGUGGUUCCACUUCUGAUUUCAAAACACCUAAAACUCAACAUACCUACUUCAAAGAGUUUUCAUUGAAAGCUCAUUAG
Messenger RNA from Halteromyces radiatus, 1137 nucleotides. RefSeq lists its product as uncharacterized. The record is from RefSeq and is a predicted model, not a curated record. The coding region runs from base 256 to 1137 and encodes 293 amino acids. The transcript is spliced from 4 exons. NCBI's taxonomy places the organism in Eukaryota, Fungi, Mucoromycota, Mucoromycetes, Mucorales, Cunninghamellaceae.